AUGUCUUUCUGUGCACAAAACAUCUAUGACGGCCCUCGAUUCUUUUCAGCGUACGGCACGCUUCCGCGAUCUCAACACGGGUUCGCGGCUGCUCCGGAAUGGUCGGCCCUACGCAAUCUGAUUCUGGGCUCGCCGCACAACUCAGUUGCACAAUCGUACGUCCUCCAUCUGGGCUGUGAGUAUGGCUGGUUUGUCCGCUGGGCUCGCGAGAACGGCGCUUACUACGUAAAGGGCGUGGACCUCUCUGAAAAGAUGAUCGUGAAAGUAAAGCUUCGAUGGGGAUGCAAAGAUUGCUUCUGCCGGAGAAACCAGCUACGAGAUACACGACAUCGAAAGCAUCAUUCUCGACGACGAUUCCAAUCGCGAGUCAUACCGUCUGCAGCUCUUUAG
This is a messenger RNA of Penicillium canariense, 390 nucleotides long. RefSeq lists its product as uncharacterized. Bases 1 to 390 code for a protein of 129 amino acids. The record is from RefSeq and is a predicted model, not a curated record. The transcript has a single exon. Lineage: Eukaryota; Fungi; Ascomycota; Eurotiomycetes; Eurotiales; Aspergillaceae.